Trichomonas vaginalis G3 is the source of this 693-nucleotide messenger RNA. Its product is annotated as RNA polymerase II transcription regulator recruiting protein. The coding region runs from base 1 to 693 and encodes 230 amino acids. Lineage: Eukaryota; Parabasalia; Trichomonadida; Trichomonadidae. The record is from RefSeq and is a predicted model, not a curated record. The transcript has a single exon.
AUGCUUCAACAACUUAUUAAACAUGAAAUUUCGAAAUCUAAUUACAAUAUCAGGGAGGAUGUUCAAAGUCAGGCACUCCGAGCUCUAGAAGACUUCUAUAACGAUAUCCAAAACUACCAAGAUACAAAAAAUGCUAUUAUGCGUCUCGGCAUCAAUGUUUCUGUGUUUGAUAAAAUAGCAAGGAUAAAAGAAUCAUAUUGCGAACCUCCAUUAUCUGAUCAACAUACGUAUCAGCACCAUCGUAAGGCGAUUCCUUGGACAGAGAGCGAAGACGUUCGACUCAUUGCCGCAGUAUUGAAGUAUAGUGCUAGCGAUUGGAAAGUAAUUGCCUCUUAUGUAGGCUGUGGAAGAAAUUCAAGCCAAUGCAAUUUACGUUGGAAUAGAGUACUUAAUCCCUACAUAAGCAACAAAUCAUGGAGCCAUGAAGAGGAUAUGAAGUUGUUAAGCGCUGUACAAAUGCUUGGGAGGACUGCUUGGAAUUCAAUCUCUAAAAUGCUUCCAGGAAGGACAGAUGCUCAAUGCCGAUUACGAUAUUUAUUUUUAUCUCAAUCAGGAGGUCAAUCUCACACUUCUCGAUCUACAAAGUCUUCUGAAAAUUCGGAAGAAGAGACUGAAAUUCCAAGAAAGCGUCGCCCAUCGAUUACUAUUGCUCCGAGUCUUUCUCCUUCACCAAUGUCAUUUGGAUUCUUUUAA